Messenger RNA from Oldenlandia corymbosa var. corymbosa, 2808 nucleotides. The record is from the annotation of a GenBank genome assembly. NCBI's taxonomy places the organism in Eukaryota, Viridiplantae, Streptophyta, Magnoliopsida, Gentianales, Rubiaceae.
UGGAUGACUCGUCAGAAAUAUCUUUUUCAACGAGAGGGAACUGUGUGUACAUCUCUCUCCCGAAAAAAUCAAAAUUUUUCAUCGUCUGAGCCCGAAAUCUCCCGACCCUUUUCUCGUUUGACAUCGGAUUUGGUCCGAGAUUCAUGAUUUCGUCCUUUCAAAUGGGUUUGGCGUGAAUUGGAUGACAAGUUGUUGAUCAGGGUUUACUCUGAAAUUUGGGAAAAGGGUUUCUUAAAUGGAUAGUAACAAAGAUGAGGCUUUAAGAUGCAUUGGCAUUGCUAAAGAGGCAAUUGCCUCUGGGAAUAAGCAAAGGGCACUUAAGUUUAUUGGAAUAGCACGGAGGUUGAAUGACAGUUUAGCAGUGGAUGAUCUUCUGGCUGCUUGUGAGGAUCUUGAUUCAGCAUCAUCAUCUAGUACUUCAAAUAGUGUAAAAGAUGCUAUGAAGGCGAGAAAAGAGGGAGCUGGGGCAAAGAUAGAUGAGGUUACUAACGGGGAGAGGAUGUACACGGAAGAGCAUGUUCAAUUGGUUAGACAGAUAAAGAGUAAAAAGGACUAUUAUGCUGUUCUUGGAGUGGAAAAGAGUUGUUCGGUUGAGGAGAUUAGGAAGGCAUAUAAGAAACUGUCAUUGAAGGUGCAUCCUGAUAAGAAUAAGGCCCCAGGUUCCGAGGAGGCAUUCAAAAAAGUUAGCAAGGCCUUCAAGUGUUUGAGUGAGGAUGAAUCGAGGAGGCAGUAUGAUCAAACGGGUCUGGUUGAUGAGUUUGAGCAUAAUCAGCAGUACAAUGUGAGACGGCGAAGUAGACGUAAUGGGCAUGGUUUCUAUGAGGAAGAGUUUGAUCCAGAUGAGAUUUUCAGGGCAUUUUUUGGUCAGACAGACAUGUUCAGGACUGCUCAUGUCUACCGAUCUAGAGCAGCGAGUGGUCAUCGGAGAGAAGACGUAGCUAAUAAUGGACCUAAUCUUAUGUUGCUUCUCCAGUUGGUACCUUUUCUGCUGAUUUUUUUGCUUGCUUAUCUUCCGUUUUCCGAGCCCGAGUAUUCUUUGCAAAAGAAUUAUACUUACCAGUUCAAGAGGACAACUGAAAAACAUGGCAUAGAGUAUUAUGUUAAGUCAUCUGAAUUUGAUGUCAACUAUCCAGUGGGUAGUAUGGGACGAGAAAACAUAGAAGUUAAUGUAAUCAGGGAUUACAAAAACAUGCUUGGUCGCUAUUGUCACAUAGAACUUCAGAGGCGUCAAUGGAGUAGAAACUAUCCAACACCUCACUGUGACAGGCUACAGGAGUUUGGAGUGGCAUGAAAAUCAGUAAGUUCCCCUCAAAUCAUUAUGCAUAUAUUUAUAAUCUGUGUGCUGAUUUCUUUCUCUUUGCUAAAGUGGUCCGUUUCUUAUGUUAGCUCGUGUAUUUAAUGCCACAAGAUCUACGUGGUGAAGUUGUUAGCUUUCCUCUGCUGCUAUUUCUGUGUUGUGGGGUUAUGACUGAGAAAUGAAGCUUGUAAAGCUGGCAUUGUAAAAUUGCCUGUUUAAUGCUCGAGAGAAACAAUAAUUUGAGCUUGUUUACGCAACCCCUUAUUGUUUCCAUUUUUAGUGAAUUGAGGGUGUUUGUGAUUGUUUUGUAUUUUCUUGAUCUCUAAUGUUCUUUUCAUGUGUUAUGCUGGAGCAACCCAGCUAUUAUUUGAGCAGUGAACAAUUUAGAGAAAAUAUCUCGUCUGAGUGUCUUCGUGCUUGUUCUUUUAUCCUUCUAUUUGAAGAUCACAUAUGCCGGUCACGCUAUUUGAAGUUAUUUAGGCAUGGUACUGUUUAAAUGUUGAUCACCUUUCACUUAGAGAAUGCAGGAAAUAAAUGGCUUAAAGAACUAAAGAAGGUAAUUUGUCAAAGAGAGUUCUGACGUUGGAAUUGUUUGCAGAAUAUGUGUGUAGAUGACUAAACCGGGUAUUAGUUUUAUUUAUAUGCAUUCAUAUUUAAAGUUAAAAGAUGGAAAAUGAGUUUAUUGGGAAUUGGACUAUUUGCUCUGUUAUGCGUUGCAAUAAGGAAACCUUAUUCGAUUUGGCAGCCCUUCUCUCUGAUUUUUAAACUGUACAUGAUAGUGCAAUGUUCCUUCUGUUUUAUGAAAAUGUGGAAUACCUUUGCUAAUGGCGAUUAUGAAUGUGAAAUUGUGAGAUUGUUUUUGAGUUGCAGAAUUUUUUGCUUCUUUGAUAUACUUAAAAUCCCAACUGUGGGUAUAAUUAGUUUAAUUGUGUUUUUUUACAGGUUUUGCUGGAAGUCUAGAAGUGUCAUGGUGUUUUAUGGAUAUAUAUAUAUGUUUACAAGUUGAUCGGGGGGUAGACAGUAAGUUUUUGUGGUCCAACUUUACUGGUGUUUUUAGUAGGAAUCCCAUGGCUGGGUAACUUGGGUUCUAGUCAGUAGCACCCUGUGGCUAGAUUAUUGAAAACCACACAUGAUGGUUGCCUGCAUCCUUUUCAUGUAUUGGAUUUUUUUUUGUGAAAUUACUCCAUCUUGUAGUUGCCUGCCCCAUUUAUAUAGGGAGAAGCUAAGAAGCGGAUAUGAUACUGUAGCACAACCUAAUCGGUUUGUUUUGUAAUAAAAUAAUCUUUUUUCUAGAGCUUUCGUUCCUGCAUAUAAAUAUGCAACUUAUUCCACAUUUUGUGAUUCAUGUUACACGUAUAUACUGUCGUGUGACUUGGAUAUUACCAUUACCAGGGGACAGAAACUCCCAUCACUUUUAGGUCAACUUUUCUGAUGGAAUCGUGAUCUUUUGAUCACAGUUUAUAGAUCAAUAUUGUAGCAUGUCCUCUUUUUCUUUCAACUUAAUUAUCUAC